Molecule: messenger RNA, 3392 nt
Organism: Erinaceus europaeus (western European hedgehog)
Lineage: Eukaryota; Metazoa; Chordata; Mammalia; Eulipotyphla; Erinaceidae
Gene: PTPN14
Product: protein tyrosine phosphatase non-receptor type 14
Exons: 18
Coding region: 117-3356 (1079 amino acids)
Biological process (GO): protein dephosphorylation; lymphangiogenesis
Cellular component (GO): cytoskeleton
Molecular function (GO): protein tyrosine phosphatase activity
Source: RefSeq, a predicted model, not a curated record
CCCGCCCGCCCGCGCCCGCCCGCCAGCCAGCCGGGGAUGGCCGCCUUCCCCCGCCAGAGGAGAAGCUCUGGCGGUAGUGACAGCAGCUGAGGACGCCACGGGGACAGCGGGGGACCAUGCCGUUUGGCCUGAAGCUGCGCCGGACACGGCGCUACAAUGUGCUGAGCAAGAACUGCUUUGUCACCCGCAUCCGCCUGCUGGAUGGCAGCGUCAUCGAGUGCACGCUGGCGGUGGACGGCACCGGCCAGGAGUGCCUGGAGGCCGUGGCCCAGCGGCUGGAGCUGCGGGAGACGCACUACUUUGGCCUUUGGUUCCUCAGCAAGAGCCAGCAGGCGCGCUGGGCGGAGCUGGAGAAGCCGCUGAAGAAACACCUGGACAAGUUUGCCAACGAGCCGCUGCUGUUCUUCGGCGUCAUGUUUUAUGUGCCGAGCGCGUCCUGGCUGCAGCAGGAGGCCACGAGAUACCAGUACUACCUGCAGGUCAAGAAGGACGUGCUGGAGGGCCGGCUGCGCUGCACCUUGGAGCAGGUGAUCCGGCUGGCCGGCCUGGCCGUGCAAGCUGACUUCGGAGACUAUCACCAGUUCGACUCGCAGGACUUCCUCCACGAGUAUGUGCUGUUUCCCAUGGACUUGGCGCUGGAGGAGGCCGUCCUGGAGGAACUGACACAGAAGGUGGCACAGGAACAUAAGGCCCACAGGGGUGUCUUGCCGGCAGAAGCGGAGCUAAUGUACAUCAAUGAGGUGGAGUGCUUGGAAGGCUUCGGGCAGGAGAGCUUCCCCGUCAAGGACAAUCAGGGCAACAGCGUGCACCUGGGCAUCUUCUUCAUGGGCAUCUUCGUGAAGAACAGGGCCGGGGCCAGGGGACAAGCCGUCAUGUAUAGGUGGAACGACGUAGGCAGCGUCACGCACAACAAGUCCACCAUCCUCGCCGAGCUGCUCAGCAAGGAGGAGACGCUGCUGUUCCACACAGACGACAUAGAGAACGCCAAGUACAUCUCCCGGCUGUUCACCACACGGCACAAAUUCUACAAGCAGAACAAGAUCUGCACCGAACAGUCAAAUUCUCCGCCUCCCAUCAGACGCCAGCCCACCUGGAGCCGCUCCUCUCUGCCCUGCCAGCAGCCCUACAUCCUGCCGCCCAUGCACGUGCAGUGCGGAGAGCUCUGCUUGGAGACACACGCCUCCCAAGACAGCAUCUUCGCGGCCGACGACGCCUUCUGCUGCCCGUCGCGCAGCAGCCUGGACCUGGCGUGGCCGGGCGGCAGCGUGUGCAGCGUGCAGAGCCUCCCGCGGGCCUCGAGCCCCGGCCUCCCCGGCGACCCCCGGCUGGGCGCCCUGCUGCCGUCCUACCGCCCGACCCCCGACUACGACACGGUCGUGCGGCAGCUGGCGCGGGGCUGCCCGGCCACCCACGGCCGCUCGCCGCGCACCCUGAGCCUGCCGGGCCGGGGGCCGCUGGCCGCCAGCCACCCCGAGGUGCGCCGCCCCUGCCCGCCGCCCGGGGGUCCCCGCGGGGCCGCCCCCCGCCCGCCCGGCGACCCCCGCGGCCCCCGGCGCCCGGCCGCGCCCGGCUGCCACACGGUCAGCACCCCCGAGCUGGCGCACCUGCUGCCGCCGCCCGCGCCCGCCCCGCACGGCCCCCGCCCGCCGCCGCCCUACCCGCGCCCCCGGCCCGCCGCCAGCACCCCCGACCUGGCCGGGCCGCGCCCGCGGGCCGCGGGGGGCAGCAGCCCCGACCUGGUGACCCGCAAGGUGCAGCUGGCCGUGCAGACCUUCCAGGGCGACAGCGCCCCCGUGCGGCUGCGCUCGCUGCAGGUGCAGGAGGCCCGCGCCCCGCAGCGCCCCCUGCCGGCCGAGCUCCCCGCCGCCGCCGCCGCCGCCCGCGCCCCGCCGCCGCCCGCCCGGCCCGCCGCGCCGCCCGCCCGCCACCAGAGGGCGCCCUCGGACGCCACCGUGCUGAUCCACAGCAGCGACAGCGACGAGGACCCGCAGGGGGCGCCCGCGGACCCGCACGGAGCCCGCCUGCUGGCCGCCCUGGCGCGCCUGCCCCGCCGCCCGCCGCCCGACUACCCCGGGCCCCGCAAGAGCGUGAGCAACGGCGCGCUGCGGCCGGACCCCGCCGGGCCGCCCCCCGGCCUGCCGCACCCCCGCGCGCCGCGAGCCGGGCCCCCCCGGCCGCCCAGCGCCCCCCGGCCCGACCCGCCGGCCGCCCUCGGCCCGUCCAUCUCGGAGCCCAACCUGGCCAGCGGCCGCGAGCGGGUCAAGAGGGAGCAGGUGCGGGAGCGGCCGGUGUCCGAGAUGUUCUCCCUGGAGGACAGCAUCAUCGAGCGCGAGAUGAUGAUCCGGAACCUGGAGAAACAGAGGAUGACAAGUCUGGAGGCCCCAAAGCGGCCGCUGAUGCUGGCGGCCCUCAACGGGGUCCCGGUGGCCCGGGUCUCAGGGCGGGAAGACGGCGGAGCCCGUGUCCCCAUGGACGACAGGUUCCGGGCCCUGAAGCAGAGGCUGGAGGAGGGGAUGGUGUUCACCGAAUACGAGCAGAUCCCCAAGAAGAAGGCCAACGGCGCCUUCAGCACAGCGGCCCUGCCCGAGAACGCCGAGCGCGGCCGCGUUCGAGAGGUGGUUCCCUACGAGGACAACCGCGUGCGGCUGGUGCCCACCAAGGAGAACAGCACCGGCUACAUCAAUGCCUCCCACAUCAAGGUGGUGGUCGGCGGCGCUGAGUGGCACUACAUAGCCACGCAGGGGCCCCUGCCACACACCUGCCACGACUUCUGGCAGAUGGUGUGGGAGCAGGGUGCCAAUGUCAUCGCCAUGGUCACAGCGGAGGAGGAGGGCGGACGCACCAAGAGUCACCGGUACUGGCCUAAGCUGGGCUCUAGACACAGCUCGGGCACCUACGGCAAGUUCAAGGUGACCACCAAGUUCCGCACGGACUCUGGCUGCUACGCCACCACGGGCCUGAAGGUUAAGCACCUUCUGUCCGGGCAGGAAAGGACCGUGUGGCACCUGCAGUACACGGACUGGCCCGACCACGGCUGCCCGGAGGACAUCCAGGGCUUCCUGUCCUACCUGGAGGAGGUGCAGUCUGUGCGCCGCCACACCAACAGCAUGCUGGAGCACGGGCGGGGCUGGCCGCCGCCCAUAGUGGUGCAGUGCAGUGCGGGCGUGGGCAGGACCGGCGUCCUCAUCCUGGCCGAGCUCAUGAUCUACUGCCUGGAGCACGAUGAGAAGGUGGAGGUGCCGGCGAUGCUGCGUCUGCUGCGUGAGCAGCGUAUGUUCAUGGUGCAGACGGUGGCCCAGUACCAGUUCGUCUACCAGGUGCUGCUCCAGUUCCUGCAGAAUUCCAGGCUCAUCUAACCCCGCCCCGGACCCCAGACCCCGACAACGUCCACC